UAUUCCAGGUUUAUUCCUGGUGUUGAUACAAACAACUUGACAGUGCACAUGGAGAUUGCUGACCCAGUGACAGGACAAAUGCAUUACAAAACCUGCAUCAUAGAGUGGACAGAGUCAGACAAUGUCCACUGUAGUCCACUGACUGACCUGAGCAGUGCACUGGGGACCAUAGCAGUGGAGUCCCUGGUGGUACAGAAUGAAUAUAUCUUUGUACAGAAAAACACACAGCGUUCAGCAGAGAUGUAUGUUUCCUACAGAAGACAGCCAUUCAAGAAAGCCUACUUUCCACAAGGACUGGAAUCUGUGGAAUUUGAGCUAUAUGACACAGAUGAACAUCAGGUAUUUGUAGCAGUAAGACACUGGACAGAUGUUCUCAAUCUCUAUCUCUCUGACAUCACGGGCCAGUACUUUGUGCUCUCUCUGGAAAAUGUUGUCACCAUGGACUUUGGUACUUUUUCCUUCAGUGACUUGAUUGAGAUUAAGAGCACCCCAGGCGUGUUUUUGUCCAAUGUCAGGACAACAUAUGGUAUAGUUACCAUGGUAACAUAUGAUAAAGGAGGGAAUUGGUCUCGUCUGGCAGCAGCAGACCCUAAGUGUCGUCUGCCUGACUGUUCCUUGAACCUGCACAUGAUGUACAGUUCUUUCAAAUAUUCUAUUCCCCAAGGCAUCUUUAGCAAGAAAAAUGCACCUGGAAUUAUUAUUGGCUUGGGUAAUGAAGAUGGCUAUCUGAACAUGCAGUCCAAAUCCAACUCUUACAUCAGUAGAGAUGGGGGGCACACAUGGACUAAGUUACUCAGUGGGAACUAUCAGUUCAACAUAUUGGACCAGGGAGGGGCACUGAUGGCAGUACAACCUGGAGUUUACACCAGACAUAUACAGUACAGCACAGAUGUAGGGGGCACAUGGAAGCCAGUUACAUUAAAUGUAUCUCUGAUGAUAGAUGGUCUCCUCAAUGAACCUGGCAUUACCACAUUAGUCAGCAGUGCCUAUGGUCACCAUCAGACAGGGGACUAUGGCUGGGUUGUGAUCCAGUUUAAUUUAACUGGUGCCUUCUCUGGAAAGUGUACAGACAAGAAUUAUGAACACUGGAGCCCAGGGGGAGAACAUGCAUGCACACUUGGAGAGCGUGCAGUGUAUCAGCGGCGGAAGCAGAAUGCAGACUGUUAUAAUGGCCAGGACUAUGAACGCCCCAUCAACAGUUCUGUGUGCACGUGUACAGUAGAAGACUUUGAAUGUGAUUAUGGAUAUGAGAACCAGGCUGGUCAAUGUGUGGUAGCUGCCUGGUAUGACCAGAGCCCAGUGGAAGACUGCCCAGUGGGCACCAAGUAUAGCAAGUCUUCAGGAUAUCGUAAAGUUGCUGCAGACAAGUGUAAAGGAGGUGUAGAAGAUGAUAAGAAGUACAAGCCGACCAUGACUGACUGCCCUGUGCUGCCCCCUGGGGACAUGAGACUGGAGUCCUCGGCAACCACUGGAGCCACCACCACUGGAACCAAUGUUACCUUCUACUUCAGACAGGGAAAGGGCAGCAAAACUACCACCCAUUAUAACUGCACAUUUGGGGAUGGUCAUCAGCAGAGCAUGCAAUGGAAUGACACUACUCCUGGUGUCAUGAAGUUCACACAUCAGUUUCUGAAGGUGGGAACAUAUCAUGUGACAGUCCAGGCAACCAAUGAGAAGGGACAGGCUUCUGUAGCACUGCCAUUGACUGUAGAAGAUCGCAUAGUGGACUUGGAAGUGGAACUUCCUCGAGGAGCACUGCAGAAUGAACCCUCUGUUUUCACUGCCAUCCCCGUCUUUGGUCUUGAUAAUGGGAAUACACAGGAUUUGAAGCAAACACAUUUCAUUUGGCAGUUUUCACAUCAGGAAACCCCAACCCUCUCAUGGAAUGGUACUGUCUCUUUCAAAUGCAGUGAGCCAGGCAACUACACUGUACAUGUGACUGCAGUGAAUGCUGUCAGCUCCUAUCACAAGGCUCUGACCGUGAGAGUGUAUGGUGAACUGGUAGUAGUUCAGCUUUGGUUUGAGAAUCUACCACUGGAAGUUCCACCAUCUCUUCUCAUCAACAGGAUUAUCUUCAGAAGAAGCUUUGAAAAGGCUGUAGUUAAAGAAAUAAGUGAAAAGAAGAUAUUGGGAACAGAAGUGGGUGAGAUUCAAGCUGCUAUGCUACUAAAGGAGCCACUGAGAGUAGAUGUUGUGAUACUUCCACCAACAGUGAACAAAAACAAGAUAACAGCCACACAGGUUGCUCAAAAGUUAAUAGAUGCUGUUGCUGCACAUAAUCUGUCCAUUCCUCUGGGGAGCAUUGAUACUGUUACACCUACAAAAGCUGUCAUUGUCAAAGAAAUAACGCACCAGUGGUUGCACAGUUACGGCAAAGUGUGGGGGUCAACUGUGCUGUUUGAAGAUAAGUUUCCAACACCAUUUAAUUUCAGCUUUAAAGUGUAUUUCUCGUCUCCCGUUCCAAUGAGGAAGUUUGCAUGA
Lingula anatina is the source of this 2481-nucleotide messenger RNA. RefSeq names its product VPS10 domain-containing receptor SorCS3. Lineage: Eukaryota; Metazoa; Brachiopoda; Lingulata; Lingulida; Lingulidae. Gene Ontology annotation, cellular component: Golgi apparatus; membrane. Gene Ontology annotation, molecular function: protein binding. Gene Ontology annotation, biological process: post-Golgi vesicle-mediated transport. The record is from RefSeq and is a predicted model, not a curated record.